This is a messenger RNA of Rotaria sp. Silwood1, 2147 nucleotides long. NCBI's taxonomy places the organism in Eukaryota, Metazoa, Rotifera, Eurotatoria, Philodinida, Philodinidae. The record is from the annotation of a GenBank genome assembly.
AUGAAUGUGCAACAAUUAUUUGUUUUUCAACGAACACCACCAUGGAUUAUACCUCGAGUUGAUCGGCGUAUAAGUAAUUUUGAAAAACGUCUGUUAACAUGUUUUCCAAUUAUUCAAAAAUUGAUUCGAACAAGCGUUUAUUGCUCACUUGAAACUUUAGUACUAUCAUAUGGUUAUCGUUGGCCAAUUCGUUAUGUUAAUCAAGAAUUAGUUAUAAGUAAUCUUAAUAGAGAAAUAAAAGAUAUAGAAUUAAGAAAAAAAGUUACACCAACAUGGGAAUUAGGAUGUAAACGUGUUUUAAUAAGUAGUGAUUGGUAUUCAACAUUACAAAAAUCAAAUGUAAAACUUAUAACAAAUCGUAUUAAAGAAAUUAAAUCAUAUUCAAUUAUCACUCAAAAUGAAGAUGAAUAUCCAGUUGAUAUUAUUAUUUGUUCAACGGGAUUUCAAACACAAAAAUUUGCAUUACCUAUUUAUGGAAUUAAUGGUUAUUCAUUAGCUGAACAAUGGUCUGAAACUAGGCAGGUAAAUUUAUUUCAUAUAUAUAUAGUAAAACCUCUCUAAUGUGAACACCAUUGUGACUUUUCAAAAGCGUUCACUAUAGGGAGAUAUUCACUUUAGAGAGGUGACACACAUUUUGCUGCAAAAUGAAGAAAAAAAUCCAGAAUGUCUACUGCUACACUAGUCUUGAGUUAAGUAGGAGCUAUUUAUUCUCGUGCUUUUUCUUGUAAAAUUGGUCCUGAUAUUGGUAUAUUUUUUGAACGUUGUUGUACAAACCAUUCAUAUACUUCUUCAUCGAGUUUUUGUGCAUUUACAUCCAUUAAUUUUCAUUUAACAUUUUGAUUGUGAUUUGUUUCAUAAUCAUUUAAAUAUUCUGUUUUACGUUUUAAUACAUUUGAUACAGAACCAAGUGAAAUAUUAUAUUUUGCAGCUAAUUUACGUUGAGAUAAACUAUUAUCAUCCUUAAUAUCAUUAAUGAAUUCAAUUUUCUAUUGCAAAGUAAGAUCAUGUUGUGAUGGCAUUUUUUUUCAUACGCACACUACUCUAUUCUAAUACACCAAAUGUAAUUAGUUGUAGUGCAUAAGAGGCAAAUGAUCGACAGUAGGUAGAGAGAGAAAAAAAAACAUGCACAUGUGUUCACAUUACAGAGGUUAUAGUAGCUAGAGGGACUGGAAAACAAGUGUUCAUGUUUAGAAUAGAGAGAUGCAUUUCCAGCAAAAAUCGCUCCAUCGGACUUGAGAGUGUUCAGAAUAAGGAGGUGUUCACUAAUAGAGAUUUUACUAUAUAUAUAUAUAUAUGAGUAUAUUACAAUAUUUUGGUACGAUUUUCUUUCAAUUUUACUCUUUAGCUUAUAUUGUCCCUGGUUAAUGAACCGUCUACUGUGAAAAAUUUGUAGUUUAUAGAUGUAUUUAGAAAAAGAAAUUUUGUAGGAAUCAAAGACAAGAAAAAUAAAAGAUAAUGAAUAUUUCAUUUGUAGAGAUUGGAAUGUUCUGUCGAAUUAUAUAUUUUUUUGUUUUCAUGCUCAUUCAUUCGAAUUAUUGCAUGAGAGACACUUGAUCAUUUUCAUGCAGAGUGACCUUAUUUUUCAAUUUUCUUCAUUUUUCUACAAGUUGAAGGAAAGCGGAAGUAUUUUUUUUUUUGAACGAAAAAUUCUUUUUCGAAAAACAACUUUAUAAGAAAAAAAACCUUCUUGUGAACGAUUCUCCUUUUCAGUAAGGAAAGAAAAUAAUCUUUUUCUAAACAUUCGAGUUUCACUCACUUUUAUUAUGAAUAGCUUCAGCACAACUUAUCCCUUUUCGAUCGAAGUUUUACCUUAGAUCUAUUUCUUAGAGUUGUUUAUCUGUCUAUAUCUUAUCGCUCUCGAGAUAUGUGCAUUGUAUGUGAAAUGUAGACUUACCUUCUCUGUGAAAAAUGAUCUAAAAUGAGUAGAAAUAGAAAUUGGCAGCCAUUCUCCUCCUCCUCCCACAGAUCCGAAUAGAUGUUGUUGAUAUAAGAUAAAGAAAAAAAAAAUUUAAUAAUAACGUAUUUUUUUUCUAUAAUGUUAAGCAAUUAGCUCAAAUUCAGAGAAUAAUUUUAAUAGUCAAUGGAGUCUUCUAUCUAAUGCAUUUCAUAUCAAGAUUUCAUAUGAUAAGAUAUCUAAAAAUUGGGAG